AUGGAGGAAUUAAAAGGAUAUUUAGAACUAGAUAGAUUUAGGCAACAUAACUUCCUAUACCCACUUAUCUUUCGGGAGUAUAUUUAUGCACUUGUUCAUGAUCAUGGUUUAAAUAGAUCUAUUUUGUUGGAAAAUGUAGCUUAUGAUAAUAAAUAUAGUUUACUGAUUGUAAAACGUUUAAUUACGCGAAUGUAUCAACAGAAUCAUUUGCUGAUUUCCACUAAUGAUUCUAACCAAAAUCCAUUUUUAGGAUACAACAAGAAUUUGUAUUCUCAAAUUAUAUCAGAAGGAUUUGCAGUCAUUGCGGAAAUUCCAUUUUCUUUACGAUUAAUAUCUUCCUUAGAAGGGGCACAAAUCGUAAGAUCUUACAAUUUUCGAUCCAUUCAUUCAAUAUUUCCUUUUUUAGAGGACAAAUUCCCACAUUUAAGUUAUGUGGCAGAUGUACUAAUACCCUACCCCAUCCAUCUGGAAAUCUUGAUUCAAACCCUUCGCUACCGGGUGAAAGAUGUCUCCUCUUUGCAUUUAUUGCGGUUCUUUCUUCAUGAGUAUUCUAAUUGGAAUAUUGUUAUUAUUCCAAAUAAAGCUAUUUCUUUUUUUUCAAAAAGUCAUUCAAGAUUAUUGUUAUUCUUAUAUAAUUCUCAUAUAUGUGAAUACGAAUCUGUCUUCCUUUUUCUCCGUAAACAAUCUUCUCAUUUACGAUUAACAUCUUCUGGAGUCCUUUUUGAGCGAAUUUAUUUACAUAGAAAAAUAAUAAAACAUCUUGUCGAAGUCUUUGCUAAUGAUUUUCCGGGCAUCCUAUGUUUCCUGAAGGAUCCUUUCAUUCAUUAUGUUAGAUAUCAAGGAAAAUCAAUUCUGGCUUCAAAAGAUACGCCUCUUCUGAUGAAUAAAUGGAAAUAUUACCUUGUCAAUUUAUGGGAAUGUCAUUUUUAUGUGUGGUUUCACUUGGGAAGAAUCUAUAUAAAUAAAUUAUCCAAGCAUUCCCUCGACUUUUUGGGUUAUUUUUCAAGUGUGCGACUAAAUACUUCAAUGGUGCGGAGUCAAAUGCUAGAAAAUUCAUUUAUAAUAAAUAAUGCUCCCAAGAAGCUCGAUACGAUAGUUCCAAUUAUUCCUCUGAUUGGAUCAUUGGCUAAAGCGAAAUUUUGUAACGCAUUAGGGCAUCCCAUUAGUAAGCUGACUCGGGCCGAUUUAUCGGAUUUUGAUAUUUUCAAUCGAUUUCUGCGUAUAUGCAGAAAUCUUUCGCAUUAUUACAGCGGAUCCUCAAAAAAAAAGAGUAUGUAUCGAAUAAAAUAUAUACUUCGACUUUCGUGUGUUAAAACUUUGGCCCGUAAACACAAAAGUACUGUACGCGCUUUUUUAAAAAGAUUAGGUUCGGAAUUAUUCGAAGAAUUCUUCACCGAGGAAGAAGAGUUUCUUUCUUUAAUCUUCCCAAGAACUUCUUUUAGUUUGCGGAGGUUAUAUAGAGGGCGAAUUUGGUAUUUGGAUAUUAUUUGCAUCAAUGGCCGGGCCAAUUGUGAAUGA
This is a messenger RNA of Carya illinoinensis, 1518 nucleotides long. The record is from the annotation of a RefSeq genome assembly. NCBI's taxonomy places the organism in Eukaryota, Viridiplantae, Streptophyta, Magnoliopsida, Fagales, Juglandaceae.